Rosa chinensis is the source of this 1951-nucleotide messenger RNA. Its product is annotated as 4-coumarate--CoA ligase-like 9. The transcript is spliced from 6 exons. Lineage: Eukaryota; Viridiplantae; Streptophyta; Magnoliopsida; Rosales; Rosaceae. Bases 116 to 1756 code for a protein of 546 amino acids. Gene Ontology annotation, molecular function: CoA-ligase activity. The record is from RefSeq and is a predicted model, not a curated record.
GGAAGGAAAAGCCGUGAUCAACUAAAAAACUGAAACAAGGUAGCAAUUUGAAUCCAUAUACCUACCUUCAUUUCCGAUUCUACAUUACAUUUCCAGCAAAAAAACGGAAACUGAAAUGGCCUGUCACAACAACACUACCAGCAUUGAUCCCAACAGCGGCUUCUGCUCAAACACCAAAACAUUCCACAGUCUCAGGCCGAAAGCCCCGCUCCCCUCCGAAACGACGCCGCUUUCGAUCACUCACUACAUUUUCUCCCACCUCCAAGCCUCCCCUCCUCCGCCCUCCACCCCGGCUCUCCUCGACCCCGCCACGCGCCGCCACAUUCUCUACCCCGAGUUCACGCGCCGCGUCAAAACCCUUGCAGCCGCGCUAGAAUCGCAACUCAACCUCUCCAGUGGCCACACCGCCUUCGUCAUCUCCCCCAAUUCUCUCGACCUCCCCAUCCUCUACUUCUCUCUCUUUUCCCUCGGCGUAACCGUCUCUCCGUCAAACCCGGCCAGCACCACUCCCGAGAUUUCCCGCCAAAUCCACCUCAGCAGACCCGUCAUCGCCUUCGCCACCUCCGCCACCGCUCACAAACUCCCCAACUCCCUCCGAUACGGCGUUGUACUCCUCGACUCCCCGGAAUUCCAGUCCAUGAUGACGUGUGCUCCGGCGCCGGAGCUUCCACGGGUCCGCUUCAGCCAAUCCCACACCGCCGCGGUCCUCUACUCGUCGGGGACCACCGGGGCCGUCAAAGGCGUGGAGUUGACCCACCGUAACUGGAUUUCCGUGCUGGCGUCGGCGUUCGCGGUUCGGAAUCCGACGGCUCCGCCAGCUGUCAUGCUCUGCGCGGUGCCGUUCUUCCACGUGUACGGCUUCGGCGUCUGCAUGCGGGUGUUGGGGUUCGGCGAGACGCUGGCGUCGAUUUCGGGGAGGUUUGAUCUGAGAGCGACGCUGAGGGCCGUCGAGGAGUUCAGGAUCAGCCACGUGUCGUGGGCCCCGCCGGUGGUGGUGGCGGUGGUGAAGCUCGGGAGCGAGAUCGACGGCUACGAUCUGAGCUCGCUGCAGGUCGUCGCCUGCGGCGGUGCUCCGCUUGCGAAGAGUGUCAUCGAUAAGCUGAAGAAACGCCUUCCCAACGUGCAAGUCGCACAGGGAUAUGGGCUGACAGAGACAACGGGUCGAGUGUUUGGCACGGUAGGCCCAAAUGAGACCCGAGUAGAAGGAGCUACUGGAAAGCUGAUGUCAAACUUUGAAGCCAAGAUUGUUGACCCAGAGACCGGCAGUGCCUUGCCUCCUCUAAUGACUGGAGAGAUUUGGCUUAGGGGACCAAUUAUAAUGAAAGGUUACAUUGGUGAUGAAGAAGCAAAUGCUACGACUAUGGACACUGAAGGAUGGUUUAAAACUGGAGACCUUUGCUAUAUCGACAAAGAAGGUUACCUAUUUUUCGUUGAUCGGAUCAAGGAACUGAUCAAGUACAAAGGCUACCAGGUUGCCCCGGCAGAGUUGGAGCAUCUGUUUCAAUCCCAUCCCGAUAUUGCUGAUGCAGCUGUGGUUCCGUAUCCUGAUGAGGAAGCAGGUCAAGUACCAAUGGCCUUUGUGGUCAGGCGCCUAGGAAGUGUCGUCGAUGAAUCGCAGGUGAAGGAUUUUAUUGCCAAACAGGUCGCACCGUAUAAGAAAAUACGACGAGUAGCAUUCAUCAAUGAAGUACCAAAGAGUGCACAAGGUAAAUUAAUGAGGAAGGAAUUAGUCAAACUUGCAUUAUCCAUGUUAUGAAUUCCAGGUUCUUUCUUCGGGUGUUACAUUUGGAUCUAGAAUGUAAAUCUGCUUGCUAUAUUAUUUCAGAGUCCUGGUAUUUCAACAUAAUCUCAUAAGAGCACUACUGCAGUUUUACUUACACGAGUACAAUAGAUGACAAAUGUUUCACUACUUGCUGAAAUACAAAUUGUGAUGUAUUUCAACAUUCUAUGA